Acanthochromis polyacanthus (spiny chromis) is the source of this 4890-nucleotide messenger RNA. RefSeq names its product ATPase phospholipid transporting 9B (gene atp9b). The transcript is spliced from 30 exons. Gene Ontology annotation, cellular component: endosome; plasma membrane; trans-Golgi network. The record is from RefSeq and is a predicted model, not a curated record. Lineage: Eukaryota; Metazoa; Chordata; Actinopteri; Pomacentridae. Gene Ontology annotation, molecular function: ATP binding; ATPase-coupled intramembrane lipid carrier activity; magnesium ion binding. Gene Ontology annotation, biological process: endocytosis; retrograde vesicle-mediated transport, Golgi to endoplasmic reticulum; phospholipid translocation. The coding region runs from base 36 to 3443 and encodes 1135 amino acids.
UCAUGUGACGUCGGCACGCAUACUGCCCAGCCAAGAUGGCUGACAGCAUCCCGUUAAAUCCAGUGCGGAAGAACUCAAAGAGAAUCCCGUAUUACACCUCCGCCAGGCUUUCCAGAUACUCUUCAGAAGAUGACCCCUCUAACUUGGACGAGAUGCCUCUGAUGAUGUCGGAGGAAGGCUUUGAGAACGAUGAGAGUGACUACCAGACGCUGCCCCGGGCCCGAGUCAACCAGAGGCAGAGCGGCCUGGGCUGGUUCCUGCUGGGGGGAUGGAGGGUCCUCUGUGGCAGCUGCUGUGACUGCUUGGCUCACAUCUGUCGGAGGAAGAAGGAGCUGAAGGCCCGGACGGUUUGGCUUGGCUGCCCUGAGAAAUGUGAAGAGAAGUACCCCAAAAACGCCAUCAAAAACCAGAAGUACAACAUCUUCACCUUCGUGCCUGGGGUUCUCUACCAGCAGUUCAAGUUCUUCCUCAAUCUCUAUUUUCUGGUGGUGGCCUGUUCCCAGUUUGUGCCGUCGCUGAAAAUUGGAUAUUUGUACACGUACUGGGCGCCUCUGGGGUUUGUGUUGACCGUCACGAUGGUUCGGGAGGCCGUGGACGAGGUUCGACGUUAUCAGCGAGACAAAGAGAUGAACUCUCAGCUCUACAGCAAACUCACAGUGAGAGGGAAAAUUCAAGUGAAAAGUUCAGACAUUCAAGUUGGAGACCUGAUCAUUGUUGAGAAGAAUCAAAGGAUCCCCGCAGACAUGAUCUUCCUGAGAACGUCUGAGAAGAACGGUGCCUGUUUCAUCAGAACCGAUCAGCUGGACGGAGAAACCGACUGGAAGCUGAAAGUGGCCGUUGGCUGCACACAGCGGCUGCCUGCACUCGGGGACCUCUUCUCCAUCAGCGCCUACGUCUACGCCCAGAGGCCUCAGCUGGACAUCCACAGCUUUGAGGGGAACUUCACCAGGGAAGACACAGACCCACAGAUCCAUGAGAGUCUGAGCAUUGAGAACACUCUUUGGGCCAGUACAGUUGUUGCAUCUGGCACCGUGAUAGGGGUGGUGAUCUACACCGGCAAGGAGACCAGAAGUGUACUGAACACAUCCUUUGCCAAGAACAAGGUGGGCCUGCUGGACCUGGAGCUGAACCGCCUCACCAAAGCCCUGUUCCUGGCCCAGGUGGUUCUGUCCGUCGUCAUGGUAGCGCUGCAAGGGUUUGUGGGUCCUUGGUUCCGUAACCUGUUCCGAUUCGUCGUGCUGUUCUCCUACAUCAUCCCCAUCAGUUUACGUGUGAACCUGGACAUGGGGAAGUCGGCUUAUGGUUGGAUGAUCAUGAAGGAUGAAAACAUCCCCGGAACCGUCGUCAGAACCAGCACCAUCCCUGAAGAACUGGGCCGGCUGGUGUAUCUGCUGACCGACAAGACAGGAACUCUGACGCAAAACGAGAUGAUCUUCAAGCGGCUGCACCUGGGGACGGUUUCUUACGGGACGGACACCAUGGACGAGAUCCAGAGCCACAUAAUCCAGUCGUACGCCCAGGUGACGUCCCAGCCGUCUGCCGGCAGCACCAGCGGCGCCACGCCAUCACGGAAAACCCAGACUUCAGCCCCGAAGGUCCGUAAGAGCGUCAGCAGCCGCAUCCACGAGGCGGUGAAGGCCAUCGCCUUGUGCCACAACGUCACGCCGGUCUACGAGUCCCACGGCGGCGUCAACGGAGAGACGGAGUCUGCAGAGGCCGACCAGGACUUCAGCGACGAUAACCGAACGUACCAGGCCUCCAGCCCAGACGAGGUGGCGCUGGUUCGGUGGACGGAGAGCGUCGGUUUGACCCUGGUCAACAGAGACCUGACCUCCCUGCAGCUGAAGACUCCUUCUGGACAGAUUCUCUCCUUCUACAUCCUGCAGAUCUUCCCCUUCACCUCCGAGAGCAAAAGGAUGGGCAUCAUUGUGCGGGAGGAGUCAACGGGAGACAUCACGUUCUACAUGAAGGGUGCAGACGUUGCCAUGGCGAGCAUCGUCCAGUACAAUGACUGGCUGGAAGAAGAGUGCGGGAACAUGGCCAGAGAAGGUCUGAGGACUCUGGUUGUCGCCAAGAAGUCUUUAUCAGAGGAGCAGUAUCAGGACUUUGAGAAUCGCUACAACCAGGCCAAGCUGAGCAUCCACGACCGAGGGCUGAAGGUUGCGGCGGUGGUGGAGAGUCUUGAGAGGGAGAUGGAGCUUCUGUGUCUGACCGGCGUAGAAGAUCAGCUGCAGGCGGACGUCCGGCCGACGCUGGAGCUGCUCAGAAACGCCGGCAUUAAGAUCUGGAUGCUGACUGGUGAUAAGCUUGAGACGGCUACGUGCAUCGCUAAAAGCUCCCAUUUGGUUUCCAGAAACCAACACAUCCAUGUCUUUAAACCGGUCUCAAACAGAGGAGAGGCCCAUCUGGAGCUCAACGCCUUCAGAAGGAAACACGACUGCGCUCUGGUCAUCUCCGGGGACUCCUUGGAGGUGUGUUUGCGGUAUUACGAGCAUGAGUUUGUGGAGCUGGCGUGCCAGUGUCCGGCGGUGGUUUGCUGCCGCUGCUCACCGACUCAGAAGGCCCAGAUAGUCCGACUCCUCCAGCAGCACACGGCCAACAGAACCUGUGCCAUAGGUGAUGGAGGAAAUGAUGUCAGCAUGAUCCAGGCUGCAGACUGUGGUAUCGGGAUUGAAGGAAAGGAAGGGAAGCAGGCGUCUCUGGCUGCAGACUUUUCCAUCACUCAGUUUAAACACAUCGGCCGGCUGCUGAUGGUUCACGGCAGAAACAGCUACAAACGCUCGGCAGCGCUCGGACAGUUUGUGAUGCACAGAGGAAUGAUCAUCUCCACCAUGCAGGCCGUCUUCUCCUCUAUAUUCUACUUUGCCUCGGUGCCCUUGUACCAGGGUUUCCUCAUGGUUGGGUAUGCCACAAUCUACACCAUGUUCCCAGUAUUCUCUUUGGUUCUGGACCAAGAUGUGAAGCCUGAGAUGGCUCUGCUCUACCCAGAGCUUUACAAAGACCUCACCAAGGGGCGUUCGUUAUCCUUCAAGACUUUCCUUAUUUGGGUUUUGAUCAGCGUCUACCAAGGUGGUAUCCUGAUGUACGGCGCUCUGGUGCUGUUUGAGUCGGAGUUCGUGCACGUGGUCGCCAUCUCGUUCACGGCGCUCAUCCUGACCGAGCUGCUGAUGGUGGCGCUGACCAUCCGGACCUGGCACUGGCUCAUGGUGGUGGCCGAGUUCUUCAGCCUGGGCUGCUACCUCGCCUCGCUCGCCUUCCUCAACGAAUACUUUGGCAUAGGCAGGGUGUCGUUUGGAGCUUUCCUUGAUUUGUCUUUCAUCACAACUUGGCCUUUCCUGUGGAAGGUUUCCGCCAUCACGCUGGUCAGCUGUCUUCCUCUCUACAUAAUCAAAUACCUGAAGCGCAAGUUUUCCCCGCCGAGCUACUCCAAACUGUCCUCGUGAGCCAAACCGGGAUCACUUCAGUUUGUUUAGCAGCUCAGCGCUUCUCUGACGUUUCUAUUUGCAGCACUUUUUCUACUCACUGACGCUCAGUGUUGAACAGGUCGAUGGAACCACUGGAACAAUCAAAAACACGGGUUUUUGUCACUAAGAUUACUUGAAAAUACGGAGCACAUAAUAAAAACAAACUGCACAUGCAUGGAUUUAUUGAAAACGGCCGACGUGGCUGCAGUUGGAAGGCCUGAACACUCGACCCCGUUUUGUGGAAGAGGGUCGAUCUGCCUUCUUUUGUUUUAAAGCAUUUAAACGGCUUCAAGCGUCAUUUUAUACCGGUUGGAUGCAUUUCUGUGGAUGUUUUUCUAAGUGGUGUUUGGACUUUUUUUUUUAUUUUUUUCUUACAGGUAUUGAACAGUGUUGACUUGCUGUAAGGGAUUUAAAACAAAAAAGAUUUUUCCCUGCGUUACUGUAAAUAAAAGCCUUUACAUGCAGCUUUGAUCGCUCUGGCUGUCCACGUGAACCUCACUGUGUACAAACGUGCAUUAACCAAAAAAACACGACUUUCAAACUGCUGGCUUCACAGUCAGUCUCUGCUGUUGUACAUCCUCUGCAUUUCCAAUCAGUCCAGCGUCUGUCUGGUGUGAAAACCAGAACUUCAUAGCGGCGUUAAAUGUUUGCGUAUUUGGCCUUGACUAUCCUGCAUAGUUCUACCUUCAUGAUGUCUGUCGGUGACCGUCGCUCCUCGUUUCAGGACGCGGCCGCUUCGCUUUGUGCCUCAUUACGAUGUGUGUUAAUGCGUGAAAGCAUCUGAUGUCAAACAAUCACAGGUUUUGGUUGGCGUUUAGUUUUUUGAACAUGAAACCUGCUACUUUGUCUUGAAAAACUUGGCUGGAAAAGUCCAAACGAGGAUCCAGAAACACUGACGACUGAGUAUUUUUAGGCCUUUGUUGACAAUAUGACUUCUUUGUUCCUCUUUUUGACAUUUUUAAGGAGGAAUGAGUUUUAUCAUUCACUCUGUCUUGGUGUUUAGUGUGUUUGAAGAAAAGAGAAGGAAUAAAACUGAUCUUUGUAGAUGUACAGAUGAGAGACCAGAGCGUAGUUUAGCUAUGUUUACUAGUCAGGUUGUCUGUUUUUUCCAAAUCAUAGUUGAGUUAAACUCAGGCCGAUCAUUCCUAAACAUUUCUUCUGUUGUAUUAUUUAAAUUGUGGCAACCGAACUGAAAAAUGUAGCUACACUAAGAGAAGAAAAACCAGUGGAUAUCGGUGUCUGGGGGAGAAUUUGAAUGUGGUGAUUGCUCUGUUUUCUGUCUAAGUCUGUGUUGUCGUGUUAACUUUUCUGUUUCCUGUGAACUUUGCUUUCCAUGUCGUACACUGUGAUUUCUAACAGUCUGUCUGUUAUUUAUAAAAAAUGUUAUUGAUUAAUGAGUAAUAAAAGAGAAGAUUGAUGCCAGAAA